CCAGGUUUUUUCCCAACUCCAAUCCACUCUUCCCCUCCUUUUUCUCCACUCCCCUCUGCUGUCCCCACCCCAGAUUCCCGUGCAAUUUUCCCCAAUCCCAAACACUUAAUUGAGCAAUUGGGAUUCCUCACGUGUGGGCUGAUUUGUAGUUUGAACACGUGGCUCAUUCAAAAAAGCCGGAAUAGCAGAGGAUUUUUUUCUCCCCUCUUCUUCUUCUUCUUAUUCUAGGCUCUAGACUUAGAGGCGGGCGCCAGCCUUACCGUGUGUGACAUUCUCUGUCUCUUUGCCAAAGGGUUUGGAGGAAGACAUAAAGUAGUUUCUCCUCCUUUUCACCCAGCCCGCCAUCGUUUGGAGACACGAGAUUAAUAAUUGAGCAUUUAUUUAUUGCGCGAUAGAGACAGAGGGGCGAGGGAGAGCGAACGCACUGUGGGGCUGCCAGUUUAAAUCUAUCUGUGGCUUGAACGACCGGGAAGCACGCCACAGCCACUCCGUAGUAGUAAAGGCGAUUUAGGCUACUCCAAACACUGCACAUCCGUGAGAGCAAAUAACUAUCUCUCUCCCUCAGCGUGAAGAUUGUCCCUUUUCGGCGCAGAACAUGAAUAAGCUAUACAUUGGCAACGUGAGCGCUGAGGCGAGCGAGGAGGACUUCGAAACUAUCUUUGAGCAGUGGAAGAUUCCGCACAGUGGUCCAUUUCUUGUCAAAACUGGCUAUGCUUUUGUGGAUUGCCCGGACGAGAAGGCUGCGAUGAAGGCCAUCGAUGUUCUUUCAGGUAAAGUUGAACUGCAUGGGAAAGUUCUCGAAGUGGAGCACUCUGUCCCUAAACGUCAAAGGAGCUGUAAGCUGCAGAUCAGGAACAUCCCGCCUCACAUGCAGUGGGAGGUUUUGGAUGGUAUGCUUGCUCAAUAUGGUGCAGUAGAGAGCUGUGAACAAGUAAACACUGACACAGAGACUGCUGUAGUCAAUGUUCGAUAUGCAGCCAAGGACCAGGCCAGGCUGGCGAUGGAGAAACUGAAUGGAUAUAUGAUGGAAAACUAUGCCUUGAAAGUGUCCUAUAUCCCAGAUGAGACUGCUGCCCCAGAGGGUCCUUCAGCGGGGGGCAGGAGAGGCUUUAACGCCCGUGGACCCCCUCGGUCUGGCUCUCCAGGUCUGGGCGCCCGGCCCAAAGUGCAGUCGGACAUCCCACUGCGUAUGCUGGUUCCCACACAGUUUGUAGGGGCGAUUAUCGGCAAGGAAGGCGCCACUAUCCGCAACAUCACCAAACAGACCCACUCAAAGAUUGACAUCCAUAGGAAAGAGAAUGCAGGUGCAGCAGAGAAGCCGAUCACAAUUCACUCCACCCCAGAAGGUUGUUCGAACGCUUGUACAACAAUCAUGGAGAUAAUGCAGAAGGAAGCCGUUGACACAAAGUUUACUGAGGAGAUCCCACUGAAGAUACUUGCACACAACAACUUUGUUGGAAGAUUAAUUGGGAAGGAAGGACGCAACCUGAAGAAAAUUGAGCAGGAUACGGGGACCAAGAUCACAAUCUCACCUCUCCAGGACUUGACCCUGUACAACCCAGAGCGGACCAUCACAGUGAAGGGCUCCAUCGAGGCAUGCUCAAGAGCUGAGGAGGAGGUGAUGAAGAAGGUCAGGGAAUCGUAUGAGAGUGACAUGGCUGCUAUGAACCUCCAGUCCAACCUGAUUCCGGGCUUGAAUCUGAAUGCUUUGGGUUUGUUCCCCAGUGGAGCACCAGGGAUGGGUCCUUCAAUGUCCAGUGUCCCACCUCCCGGAGCCCACGGCGGAUGUUCAUCAUUUGGACAGGGACACCCAGAGUCGGAGACGGUUCACCUCUUCAUCCCAGCGCUUGCAGUGGGAGCUAUCAUUGGAAAACAGGGUCAACACAUCAAACAGCUGUCGCACUUUGCCGGAGCCUCAAUCAAGAUUGCCCCUGCAGAAGGCAUGGAUGCCAAACAGAGGAUGGUCAUCAUUGUUGGACCGCCAGAGGCUCAAUUUAAGGCUCAGUGUCGCAUCUUUGGCAAGCUGAAGGAAGAGAAUUUCUUUGGACCCAAGGAAGAGGUGAAACUGGAAGCUCACAUCAAGGUUCCCUCCUUUGCUGCUGGACGAGUCAUCGGGAAGGGUGGAAAAACGGUAAACGAGCUACAGAACCUGACCUGUGCAGAAGUAGUGGUGCCCAGGGACCAGACGCCUGAUGAGAAUGACCAGGUUAUAGUUAAAAUCAGCGGACACUUCUUUGCAUGCCAGCUGGCCCAGAGGAAGAUUCAGGAGAUCCUGGCCCAGGUGAGAAGGCAGCAGCAGCCUAAGCCCACAUCUGGAGCUCAACCUCCAGUGCCCCGCAGGAAGUAAGGAUCCAGCGGACCUGGAGGAACGGUGACUGAAUCUGCCAGAAGACUCGACAGAUGGGCAGAUGCAGCGGAGUCUAGGGGGAGAAGAAGCAGACAAGGGGUUGCAAUGCUCGUCUCAGGGGUCAAUGGUUAUCAACCCAACCAAACAUCCACCCCUCGUCUUACUUGAUGAACUUUCAAGUGGACCAUAUGCCUGUAAACCUCCACCCACCUCACCUCUCUGCAUCUCUGAGAAUGUACUUCUGAGGGCUCCCAACAUCGUCACCUGCCCUCACAUGUACACACCCCUCGACCCCCCCCCCCCCCCC
Messenger RNA from Micropterus dolomieu (smallmouth bass), 2654 nucleotides. RefSeq names its product insulin-like growth factor 2 mRNA binding protein 3 (gene igf2bp3). Gene Ontology annotation, cellular component: nucleus; cytoplasm; cytosol. Gene Ontology annotation, molecular function: mRNA 3'-UTR binding. Lineage: Eukaryota; Metazoa; Chordata; Actinopteri; Centrarchiformes; Centrarchidae. The transcript is spliced from 15 exons. Bases 596 to 2347 code for a protein of 583 amino acids. Gene Ontology annotation, biological process: regulation of gene expression; nervous system development. The record is from RefSeq and is a predicted model, not a curated record.